UAAGGGCACAAGGAAGCAUCACGCACCCAGACUGGGAAACCGUACGAUCCGAUACACAACCCUCUCUGAUCUCCAAGCAGGAAUACUGAGGCAGAAAGAUGAUACAGGUAACAUACCGUGACCUGGGAAAGAAAAGGCAGCAGCAAGCCAUGGACCUGAGCAGAGAGCUUCAGGGAGAGCGUCUGAACCUGGGGAAGAAGAUCAGUGUUCCCCAGGAUGUGAUGAUGGAGGAGCUGAAGCUGCAGUCUAACAGGGGCUCCCGCAUGUUCCAGGAGAGGCUGAAGAGAGUGGAGAGGUUUACCCUGGAGAACGCAGCCAACAGAGCGCACGCUGCCGGAGCUCCCGGCCAGGGUGAGGCGCACGGUGGGCAGAGCACGCAGGAGGGGAAGGAGAAUUUCCGCACUGAGCUGAUCAUUGGCCCAUCGGGGAAACACGGCCUGAUGUCCGCUCUGAAGCACACCGUGGCCAGCAAGGGCAGCCCUGACGUCCUCGCCCCAGGCUACUCAGGCCCUCUGAAGGAGAUCCCUCACGAGAAGUUCAAUGUCACCGUGAUCCCAAAGUCCUACCGCAACCCCUGGCGGGAGGACCUGAGUGACAGCGAGAAGCUGCUGGCCGCCCUCAACGUCCGCCUCCCUGAGCCACCCCAGAAACUCACUCCACCCAAUUACAAAUGCUUCAACAGAGUGCCGAUACCGUUUGGCGGAACAGCGGGAAGCAUGAGGAUAUUCCCGCUGCCCGGGUUCGAGCUCCUGGAGGCCUACACAGAACCAGGCCUGACCUGGGAGCGCAUGUGCCAACGGCCCAACUUCAACCGCGUCCCCCGUGGAUGGGGCGCCCACUACACCGCCGAAUCCACGGAGCUCUGAGGAGGAGGGGGGCGGGGACAGGAACAAACCACAGUGCACUUGCUCCCUCUCCUCUUCAUUCAGAGUGUUCUCAUGAAAAUAGCCCUACUGGAGACCGAGCAAAAAUCAGAUACUGAGCUGUAGAAAACAUGAACUGAUGCUAUGCAAGGGCUGGCUGGAAAUCUUCAAUGGUACUCUCACUUCAGAUCGCUUUGCUGCUUUAAAGUGAAGCUUUGGCAGUUCCUGGGACAAGUGAUGCUUUCAGCGGUGAUGCUUAAAUGCCGAUGUAAGAGCUUCCAUGCAGCUUUGGAAAUCUCCUGCAUCAGUACACUUAUUCAGCGUAAAGAUAAGGCAAUGCAAACCUUCACAACAAACUUCUACCUACUGUUCUGCAACUGCUUUGCACAUCCUAUGCUGUUCCUCCAACAUUCAUAACCAGAAUUAUA
Molecule: messenger RNA, 1291 nt
Organism: Megalops cyprinoides (Indo-Pacific tarpon)
Lineage: Eukaryota; Metazoa; Chordata; Actinopteri; Elopiformes; Megalopidae
Product: myozenin-2-like
Exons: 6
Coding region: 99-866 (255 amino acids)
Cellular component (GO): actin cytoskeleton; Z disc
Molecular function (GO): FATZ binding; actin binding; telethonin binding
Source: RefSeq, a predicted model, not a curated record